Messenger RNA from Antrostomus carolinensis (chuck-will's-widow), 4628 nucleotides. It is a transcript of the gene MYO16, whose product is annotated as myosin XVI. The record is from RefSeq and is a predicted model, not a curated record. NCBI's taxonomy places the organism in Eukaryota, Metazoa, Chordata, Aves, Caprimulgiformes, Caprimulgidae. Gene Ontology annotation, biological process: neuron projection morphogenesis; phosphatidylinositol 3-kinase/protein kinase B signal transduction; negative regulation of G1/S transition of mitotic cell cycle. Gene Ontology annotation, cellular component: perinuclear region of cytoplasm; myosin complex; nucleoplasm. Gene Ontology annotation, molecular function: ATP binding; cytoskeletal motor activity; actin filament binding.
CUAGGAUUUAUACAUAUAUGUUGGAGAAGUCUCGUGUCAUUAUGCAGCCUCUCAACCAGAGUAAUUUUCAUGUUUUUUACUUGAUGAUGGAUGGGCUGUCUGCUGAAGAAAAAUACACCCUGUACCUCAGUAAUUUAUCUGCACACAGGUAUCUAAGCCAGACCAUACUGGAAGAGACAAUGUUAUCAGCCAACCCUCAAAACAGGGAGAAAUUAGCCAUACUGAAACAAGCUCUAGGUGCUAUGGGAUUCAAUAGCCUGGAGGUGGAGAACCUGUUUGUAAUUCUCUCAGCAAUUCUGCAUCUUGGAGACAUUCGCUUUACGUCUCUGACAGACGCUGAGACAGCAUUCGUGUCAGACCUGCAGCUACUGGAACAAGUGGCAGGGAUGCUGCAGGUUUCACCAGAUGAACUUGCUUCAGCCUUAACAACUGAUGUUCAGUAUUUUAAAGGAGACAUGAUUGUACGGAGGCACACUAUAGAGAUUGCAGAAUUUUACCGGGAUCUCUUGGCAAAAUCUCUUUAUGGUCGUUUAUUUAGCUUUUUAGUCAACACAAUCAACUGCUACCUUCAAAAUCAAGAUGAGACUGGCAGUGACCAGGUGUUUGAAAUUGGAGUACUGGAUAUUUUUGGGUUUGAAGAAUUUCAAAAGAAUACUUUUGAACAGCUGUGUGUCAACAUGACCAAUGAGAAGAUACAUCAGUACAUCAAUGAAGUGCUUUUCCUACAAGAGCAAGCAGAAUGUGUACAAGAGGGAGUUACCAUGGAAACGAUGUAUUCUCCUGGUAACCAUACCGCAGUCUUGGAUUUUUUCUUUCAGAAACCAUCAGGCUUUUUGUCAAUGCUGGAUGAAGAAAGCCAAUCUAUUUGGUCAGUGGAACAGAGUCUGUCUAAACGCGUUCAGUCUUACCUGGAUACAUCAGAUACCAAUACAGUAUAUUCCUCCACAAAAGAUGGAAACGGUAACCUUGCCCCAAAGGAUCAGGGCUCCACCUUCACUGUUAUGCAUUAUGCUGGGAGGGUUACUUAUGAAAUUGCUGGUGCAAUAGAAAAAAAUAAAGAUUCCCUUUCACAAAAUCUCGUAUUUGUAAUGAAAACCAGUGAAAACGUAGUAAUCAAUCAAUUGUUCCAGUCCAAACUGACGCAAACUGGAUCACUUGUUCCUCCAUAUCAUUCCCUUAAAAUCAAGGGAUGUAAAGCAGCUUUACUGAGUAAAAAACCAUCAGUAGCCUCUGCAAGUGGAGAAGCAAAGAAAUAUAUCGAGCUCAGCAAGCUGUUGAAAAAGAAAGGAACAUCCUCAUUUCUUCAGAGACUGGAACGGGGAGGCCCAACCACUGUGGCAAUACAGCUCAGGAAAUCACUCACAGAUAUUAUUGGGAAGCUGCAGAACUGCACACCACAUUCUGUUCAUUGUAUAAAGCCUAAUAACUCCAAGUUGCCAGAUACUUUUGAUAAUUUUUAUGUGUCUGCUCAACUGCAAUAUAUUGGUGUCCUAGACAUGGUCAAAAUCAUACGACAUGGAUAUCCAAUACGUCUCUCUUUCACGGACUUCUUGUCAAGGUAUAAAGAUUUGGCUGAUAUGGCAGCAGGAGAAAAGAAGAAGUUGUCUGCCAAGGAGAGAUGUCGUCUUGUUCUUCAGCAGUGUAAAUUACAAGGCUGGCAGAUAGGAGUCCGAAAAGUGUUUCUUAAGUACUGGCAAGCUGACCAUCUCAACGAUUUGUGCCUUCAGCUUCAGAAGAAAAUUAUAACCUGCCAAAAAGUUGUAAGAGGUUUCCUAGCCCGCCAGCACUUGCUACAGAAGAUGAGCAUCAAACAGCAAGAGGUCACCUCAAUCAAAAGCUUUUUGCAGAAUGCUGAUAUGGGAUUAAAAACAUAUGAUGCCCUGGUCAUUCAAAACGCUUCUGACAUUGCUCGAGAAAAUGACCGGCUCCGCAAUGAGAUGAACACUGCUUACCAUAGGGAAAAGUUAGAGGCUAGAAAGAGACCAGAAGAAUGCCACAAAAGAGCUGAAGACAAGGGUGGGAAGGUCUCUGAGGACAGCUUUGCUGGCUGUCGAACGCCUAAGCACUUUCAUUCCAGCUCCGUCCCUGUCCCCAUGGCAGUGGACAGCUUGGUACAUUCUGCGGCUGGGUCAUCCAUCAGAUCCCCCUCCCUGCACUCUGUGUUCAGCAUGGAUGAUAGCAAUAGCCUGCCAUCACCAAGGAAACAGCCUCCUCCCAAGCCAAAGAGGGACCCCAACACACGACUGAGCGCUUCGUACGAGGCUGUUAGUGCUUGCUUGUCGGCAGCUUCUAAGGAAGCCGCUAAUGAAGUACUGACCCGUCCAAGACCACACAGUGAUGACUAUAGUACCAUGAAAAAAAUACCUCCCAGAAAACCAAAACGAAGUCCCAAUACAAAACUUAGUGGCUCUUAUGAAGAAAUACCUGGCCAAAAGCCUGGGGAUGUAAAACAGGCAACCACAGUAUCUAAACCAGUUGGCUAUGACACUGUGACUGCACAGAGAGCAGCUUCUGCUGAUGGGCCACAACAUGGCGUGUUGAGUCUCUAUAUGUCACAAGAAGAGGAGGAAAAUGAGCCUGUCUAUAUUGAAAUGGUAGGGAAUGCAAUGAAAAGCAGUUCUGCUGAAGCAGAAAGCCCAGAACAAGGAGAGUCUGUAUAUGAAGAAAUGAAAUAUUUUCUACCAGAAGAAGGAAGCAAUGGUAAUGGAAUAAUUCCAGUAGUGACUGGAUCUCCUCCCCAGUUGUUUGAAAGCAAAAGAAAUAUUAAUAUUGAAGAUGGAACAUUAGAUGGAAACAGUCAAGCAGCUUUGAUCUGUAAGGACUCCUGUGAUAUUCCAGCUCCUUUCCCUAAUUUGCUCCCCCACAGGCCACCACUUCUUGUAUUUCCUCCAACUCCUGUCACAUGUUCACCUGCUUCUGAUGAAUCACCUCUAACACCACUAGAAGUCAAAAAGCUUCCUGUCUUGGAAACCAACCUAAAAUACCCUGUGCAGUCAGAAGGCUCAAGUCCAUUAUCACCACAGUAUUCCAAAAGCCAGAAAGGGGAGAAUGAAAGACCAGCAUCUCCAGGCUUGGUUGUGUUCAAUGUUUCCAGCAAAGUGACUCCUCCUUCCACACCACCUCCUCCUCUCCCACCACCCCCUCCUCCUGUACCACCUCCUAUUUCCUACCGGGCUUCCACACAUUUUGCAUUUCCUCCAGAGACUUGUACCAGUUUUCUGGUUAAUACAGGGAAAACAGGUGUGAACUCAGAUCUGUCAAAAGUACCUCAGAGACCAAAUCCUGCUCAGCUUGGGUGUUCUUCUUCUGCAUUCUCAAAACUGCCUUACUCCCCAAAAGUGGCAAGAGCAGAUCACAGGAAAUUGAACUCAAAUUCAUCAUCUUCAUUUCCAUACAGCCCUACAAAUUCAAGGUCAUUGACCAGUCCCCUUGAUGAGUUAACCAGCUUGUUCAACUCAGGACGGAGUGUUCUACGAAAAUCUGCAGCAGGACGUAAGAUCAGGGAGCCAGAAGGUGCUGAAACUAAUCUGAACUUGAGGAGCAGAGAAGAUCCAAAUACAUCAGAUAUUGUAUCAGAAACCCAGGAUAAAAAUGCAAAUAAACAUGGUACUCAGUCAUCUAAUCCACUGAACAGUUCUGUGACUGCUGAAAAUGGAAAUUCAGUAUCAAAUGGUUUGCCAGAGGAAAAUGAAUAUUCAAGACAUUCAGCCAGCACUACAGCAGGCUUAUCGAUUCAAAGACACAGGGAGAGCCACACCAGUCAGGUUAUUCAUCAGCUUAGACUUUCAGAGAAUGAGAGUGUGGCUCUGCAAGAGCUUCUAGAUUGGAGGAGAAAACUGUGUGAAGAGAGAGAAGACUGGCAGCAAAUCUUGCACAACACUGAGCAAAGAAUCACAGCCCCACCUCCACCCCCUUGUAAAAAGCCAACGCUGCUGAAGAAGGUAGAAGAUGCCUCCUGCAACAGACUCCCUUCAGGCAUAUGGGAUACCACCAUGUGAUUCAGAUGUGUGUGUUUGCAGACUGUUAGGAAUGAAACCAUCUAAUGACUUCAAUCUGCACAAUCAGCAAGUUUCCUUCCCUUCACAAAGCGUGCAGGGAUUUUUUAUAAGCACUCAUUCAAGAGCACAGGAUGGAGGAGCUAUUUAGAUCUGUCAUGUGUGCGUGUACAUGUGCAUGUUUGUACUUUUCAUAUAUAUAUACACAUGCGCAUGUAUGUGUGCAUCUGUGAGUAUAUAUAUGUAUGCGUGUGUAUAUAUGUAUGGAGACAAACUGCACUAUAAGAAGUUAGUUUAAAAGUACAAGACGGUCACUUAGAGUUCUCCCGUGGACAAUAAAGAAACUAUGUUAAGCAAAAGAUGAUGGGGAGAAGUGACUGACAGGCAUUUGAGAAAGAUCAGGAAAGUCUGUGUGCACACUGUACAGCUGUUUUAUAUAGUACAAAAAUAUGAUGUUUCUUGUUCCUUAAUGAAUGGUUUUAUUAUAUUAUGUGUAUACAUAUAUAUAUUUCUUUGUAGAUGUCUGUGUUCUAUUGGCGAUGCAAACCUGAAGAUUAUUUACAUGUUUAUUACUGGUGAUUUAUAACUUUAUGCGAUUGGUGCUGUCGUUCUUUCUUCAAAAUACAGGUAAUA